Messenger RNA from Closterium sp. Naga37s-1, 214 nucleotides. Lineage: Eukaryota; Viridiplantae; Streptophyta; Zygnematophyceae; Desmidiales; Closteriaceae. The record is from the annotation of a GenBank genome assembly.
AUGUGGUUCGGCGCGCGCGCAUCAUCCACAAGCGGCUCAACGAGGGGCGUGCGGCGCGCGGAGGGGGCGGAAGGGGAGGCGCGGGGAAGGAGCAGGAGCGGAACGAGGGGGGCCGUGCGGAGAGCUGCGGCGGAUUCAGCUAACGCGCAUGAGGGGGACGAUGAGGGGGGAGGGGGAGAGGGAGGCGCAAGGAGAGGCCGCGGGGAGCGCGGGG